GUUUAAAGUCUGUGAUUGAGCUGAUUAUGCGCUGGCUUAUAAAUACUGAAACACCACCGACGAAGAAAUUCAUCAGAUCCAAAACAAUUUCACUUCUUCUCUACGGAAAAUCUGCAUGAACUCUGGUUGGACUUCCCUAUAAUUCCCAUUCUUUUCUCUCCUUUUUCCUUGCAUUAAUCAACACCAUUGACGACCACACCCACCUUUCUGAUCAGGGAUUUUGAGGAAGGACUUUAAGGCUUGGAAUUCAUAAUGUUCAGGUCAUCCCCUCGAAGGAGUCAGAGAUCCAAAGGCUUUAAGGUAAAGCAUGCUUUACAAAUCUUUAUUUUGCUUGGGGUUUGCGUCUGGCUCGUUUACCAAGUUCAGCAUUCUCGUGGUAAGAAAGCUACUUUCAAUGAGAGCACAAAACUUGAUGAGGUUGUGAAAUUAGGGAGGAAAGAUCUCCAUCCGAGAGUUGAUGAAAACAUCACAAGAGAUGAGAGCCACAGAGAGGAUGAAGAAGAAACCAGGAGUGAGCUGGAAAAGGGUAUGUCUGGGAGUGAUAAUGAAGAAAAGGGGGGUGGGAAUGAUGAAUUUCACGAUCAACAAGAAGUUCAGGAGGACACUGAGAAUAAAGAUUUUGUGGUGGAUAUAGAGAAAGAGAGAGAGGAGAACAGUGAGGUUAGGAAAGAAACAGAAACUGAAGAGAACAAAGAAAUUGAAAACGAAAACAAAGAAAAUGAAGAGAUUAAAGAGAAUGAUAAGGAAAAUGGAGAGAUUCAAAAGAGUCAGAGUGAUGAGAAUGGAGAGGAGGGUAGAGGGGGAGGGAUUGAAGAGAAUGUAAACGAAGAAAGCAAAGAACACGGCAAUCAAGAAGUGAAUGGAAAUGAAGAAAGCAAAGGACAGGAAAAUCAAGACGUGAAUGGAAACGAAGAAAGCAAGGUGCAGGAAAAUCAAGGCUUAAGUGGAAACGAAGAAAGCAAAGAGCAGGAAAAUCAAGACGUCAAUGGAAACAAUGAAAGCAAAGGGCAGGAAAAUCAAGACGUCAAUGGAAACGAAGAAAGCAAAGUGCAGGAAAAUCAAGAUGUAAAUGGAAACGAAGAAAGCAAAGGACAGGAAAAUGAAGACAUGAAUGGGAACGAAGAAAGCAAAGGGAAAGAAAAUCAAGACGUGAAUGGAAACGAAGAAAGCAAAGGGCAGGAAAAUCAAGACCAAAAUGGAAAUGAAGAAAGCAAAAUACAGGAAAAUCAAGACGUGAAUGGAAACGAAGAAAGCAAAGGGCAGGAAAAUCAAGAUCAAAAUGGAAACGAAGAAAGCAAAGUACAAGAAAAUCAAGACGUUAAUGGAAGCGAAGAAAACAAAGUACAGGGAAAUCAAGACGUAAAUGGAAAUGACGAAAGCAAAGGGCAGGGAAAUCAAGACGUGAAUGGAAGCGAAGAAAGCAAAGGACUAGAAAAUCAAGAGGUGAAUGGAAGCGAAGAAAGCAAAGGACUAGAAAAUCAAGAGGUGAAUGGAAGCGAAGAAAGCAAAGGACUAGAAAAUCAAGAGGUGAAUGGAAACGAAGAAAGCAAAGGACUGGAAAAUCAAGAGGUUAAUGGAAACGAAGAAAGAAAAGGACUGGAGAAUCAAGAAGUGAAUGGAAAUGAAGAAAGCAAAGAACUGGAAAAUCAAGAGGUGAAUGGAAACGAAGGAAGCAAAGGACUGGAGAAUCAAGAAGGGAAUGGAAAUGAAGAAAGCAAAGGACUUGAGAAUCAAGAAGGGAAUGGAAAUGAAGAAAGUAAAGAAAAGGGGAAUCAAGAAGAAAAUGAAGGUAAAGAUAAGGUAAAUGAGAUGCCGACUGAAGACAGGAAGGAAAAUGAAAACGAGGAGAGAAGCCAGAGUAAUGAGAGUGGAAUGGGGGAGAAGAAUGAAGAAAACAAAGAAAAUGAAAAUCGAGAGGAGAGGAUUAUUGAAGAGACGGAUAAAAAAGAUAGCAACAAUGGAGGAGAAAGAGAGAAGGAGAGUGGUGACAAUGAGAAGGAAGAGACCAAGGAGAAGGACAGAGAAGAUGUUAAUGUAGAAACCAAAGAGGCCAUCAGUGAGACCAAGGAAGGUUCCCAAGAUACCAUGGAAAACAACGGUAACGAGAACAAGGAGGAGAACAACGAAAACGAGACAGUCAAGAAGGAUGAACAGAAGGAAGUUAGUAUUAAGAGUGUAGUUCCAGCUGAAGAACAGGUUCAAGAUGGGAAUGACAAGAGUAAUAACGAUGCAAGAGAAGCACAAUACAAAGGGGAUAAUGCUUCCAGUGCUGUACAUGAGGAUCAAAACACAGCCACUGGAAAUGGGCAGGAUGGUUUUGCAAAAUUAAAUGAGGUAGAGUCAGUUGAAAACAAAGAAAACUAUGAAUCUCAGCACAAGGAUGCACAGACGAUUCGCGAAGAUGUUGAUUCUGAUAGAAAUGAACCAGUCCAAAAUGGAAGUGAAGCUGAAAAAAAUGGAAACAACCAAUCUGAGGUACCCGAAGAAGUGACUAAUAACAAUGAAGAGCAGCCAGUGUCCAAGGAGAAUGACCAGCACGAUUCAGUAUCCCAAGAGUCGAAUACUUCUGAGCCCGAUCAAUCAGAUCGACAAGUGAGCCACAAUGAAAAUGAAAAUGCUGUUCAUAGCAACUCGAAUGAUGAUUCUUCAGGUCAAAAGAAUGACCAUGAUAAUCCUACAGAUAUGUCAAACUCCCAAGAGAAUGAUGCAUCAUCAAACACUAUUGAAGGUGCUGGUGCUGGACGGCAUGACAAUGAGAACGUUGAUCAAAGCAAUGGAAAUAAUAGCGAUCACACGAAAGAAAAUUUUGAUUCCCACAAUGAGGGUGUCAGAUUUUCUGAUACAAAAAGCAGUGAGGAUCAGGGUAAUACUGGUGAUUCUUCAGGAUCUUCUUUACCUCAGGAGGAGAAGGAUACUCUGACAGAUUUGGAUACCUUACCCGAAAGCAGAACAGAAGGGAAUAACAAGGAUGAAACAGCCACAGAGUGACAUCCUAUAUCCUCUUCAUAAGGAAUUUUCGUCAUUCUAUUUGUUUUCUGUUUCUUAAGGAUCUUAAUUGUUUCUGAUUCUAUGCGGCAACACGUCCUUUAAGCAAAAAAAAAGAAAAAAGAAAAAAGAAAAAAUAUAUAUAUACUUGCAUAUAUAUCUUUUUUGUUUUUGCUGCAGGAAGAAUUUGGAAAGCUAGGAUGAUUUUUGAGCAUUUGAUGCUUCAGAUUAGUUCAUUGAGUGGUCUUUUGAGAGUCAAAUUUUUAGUAGAUACGUUUGUAAUCUUCUUUUUCUUCCCUAAUGUUUGUUGGAUGAUAUCAUGAUGCUGCCUGGUGGAACACCUUUUGGUAUCAGUUUUCUCCUAUCAUAUGCAUCUCUAUAUUUAAUAGAAGAAUUUAUCUCAGUUUCUUACA
Molecule: messenger RNA, 3398 nt
Organism: Cucumis sativus (cucumber)
Lineage: Eukaryota; Viridiplantae; Streptophyta; Magnoliopsida; Cucurbitales; Cucurbitaceae
Exons: 2
Coding region: 253-2988 (911 amino acids)
Source: RefSeq, a predicted model, not a curated record